AUGACGUGUAAGUUACCUCAUCAUACUGUUCUUCAUUUUGAUCGAAAUAUCAAAACUAGUGAAAAUGAGAAACCAAAACAAACGUCCUCACUCCUCACUCUCCCCCAAGCCGAAGUGUUCUUACCAAAGAAUGAAGUCGUUACAAAUGCCACAACAUGUACAGGACAAUUUAGUUAUUCUAAAGGUGAAUCAAAACGUGUAUUACUGUGUACUGCUCUCAUUAAAGUUAGUGAUUCCAAUGGUAAAGCCAUCCCUUGCAGGGCUUUACUAGACUGUGGCAGUGAAGCCAGCUUUAUAAGUGAAGAGUGUGUCAGUAAACUAAAGUUAGGUAGAUUUAACAAAAAAAUUGAAGUAUCGUGCCUUGGUUCGUUCAACACUGUAACAAGUGGAGAAGUGGAAUUAAUCUUUACCCCGCACUUUGAGUCAAAUUCCAAAUUUCGAACAUAUGCAUUCGUGAUUCCAAGGAUAACUUCAGAUGUGCCUAACGUGUCGCUUCCUUCUAAAAUUGCGAAUCAUUUUGACGAUCUAGUCUUAGCUGAUCCUAAGUUCUAUGAAAGAAAACCUAUAGAUAUUUUGUUAGGUGUAAAUGUAUUUUUUACUAUGCUUAAGGGAGACAUCAUAAAGAGAGGAGAAUCAUUACCCUUUGCAAUUUGUUCUCAGUUGGGUUGGAUCAUUUCCGGGAACACUAUUACUGAUGAUUCGAAUCUAACUAACACUUUUACAGUGAAUAAUCUUCAGUUGAAUACAAACGAAUUAGUUGAAAGAUUUUGGUCUUUAGACUCCAUUCCGGAAGUCAAACGUAUUUCAAGUGAAGAUAAAAAAUGUGAAGAGUUCUUUAAAACAACACACUUCCGUGAUCAAAAUGGUCGUUAUGUAGUGAAACUUCCAUUUAAAGAUAACCCUUCAAGGUUGGGUAAUUCUAAAGAUCUUGCUUUACAAAGAUUUAAAUCUUUAGAGAGAAAUCUCUUAAGAUCUCCUGAUACAUAUGAUAUGUAUAAACAUUUCAUGAAGGAAUACUUGGAUCUCGGGCACAUGGAACCAGUCCGUAGUUCAGAGUCCCCAAGUCAGGCAUACUACAUGCCCACAUCAUGCAGUAAUUAA
Messenger RNA from Stegodyphus dumicola, 1101 nucleotides. RefSeq lists its product as uncharacterized. The record is from RefSeq and is a predicted model, not a curated record. NCBI's taxonomy places the organism in Eukaryota, Metazoa, Arthropoda, Arachnida, Araneae, Eresidae.